CCUCUUAAAUUCUUCUUAACUGCGUUCGAGAAUGAGGCCCAUUGUGAUGGUGGUGGACAGCACAGCCCCUCGUGGGUCCUGGAACCUUGGAAGAAUAAUAGAAGUCCAACCAGAUUCCAGAGGUUUGGUGAGGACAGUGAAAAUUAUCACGAAGACUGGUGUGUUCGUGAGGCCAGUAACCAAGCUCUGUCUGCUUCUCGAAGGAGCAGAAAAGAUGACCAAAGUCACCAGCCAGAGAUGAGUAAUACCCACUCAUGAUAUGAUUGAGUUAAUGAUUUAAGAAUAACAGUAAACUACAAUGAAUGUAGGCUCCUUUAUGAUUUUGAAUGUUGUAAUAGUUGCCCAUGCACACACUUAGGGGCCGGUGUGUAGGAGCCAUUUAGGAGUAUUUGGAUUUGUACUGAAUUAUCCCAAAUUAGGAAGUUGUGAUUGGUUCUGAGUUUGUGCCCCCUAUAGGUCAGACAUUGAUUGGCGUUGGGAUAAGGGUGUGCUAGGCCAAGGAGAGUGGAGAGUUCUGGCGGCCUGCGCAUAUCAUUAUUGACCGGGACCGGGAGGCGUAAAUCGUGACCGUGAAAAAGACUUUAAUGCUUUAAUUUACUUUUGAUGUACGAAAUAAAUGGAAACAAGUUCAUUAUAUCCACGUCUCAUGGACUCUAUUUAAAUCACGCGUCAAGAUACAAUCGCCGGGAACUCCAAGAAGUGGUCAAACAAAUUGGCAAGAUUUAGCCACUACAGUCAGAUUGACUAGAAUGAAUACUUUGUGUUUAUACUCUCAACAGGCCUCCUGACUUACUGUAGCUUGGUUGUUGUUCCUCAUUUGUAAGUUGCACUAAAGUGUCUGUCAAAUGACUAAAUAUAAAUGUAAAUAUUUGUUCAGUCAGGCCUUCUUGUUGGGGUGCCAGGCAUGCUCAGAGGGUUACACCAAGCACAUCAACAGUAUGGAAGGGCGCACUGGUAUGACGUGGUGGUGAGGGCAGCCAACAUAGCAAAACAAGGAUUUAAUGUCUCUGACAGCCUGGCCCAGGCCAUAGAGUCUCAGAGGGGGAAGAAUGUGUCUGAGCGCUUCAAGGGGAUGUUUUUACCGCAUGGUCAGCCGCUUUCUGCAGUCGCCACCCUGAAAUUACCCGAAUUGGCUGCUGUUCUGGACCGUGUUGCCUGCCAUGGGGUGGACGAGUUCUACCACGGGAAUAUCUCUGAGGAGAUAGCAGUUACAGUGCAGGCUAAUGGGGGGUGCUGACCAGAGAAGAUCUGGCUAACUACAGCUCGGUGCAGCGAGAGGCUCUAACAAGCCAGUACAAGGGUGAGGUCACUGCAACCUGUGCAAACACAGAUGGGUUACGCAAGCAUACAUCAUGCUUCUCUGUUCAACACCUCAUAAGGCAGUUCUGAUAGUCACUCAGUUGUUGUUAGACAACCCAAAUUAGACUCUGG
Messenger RNA from Clupea harengus (Atlantic herring), 1431 nucleotides. RefSeq names its product glutathione hydrolase 7-like. Bases 905 to 1237 code for a protein of 110 amino acids. The record is from RefSeq and is a predicted model, not a curated record. Gene Ontology annotation, cellular component: plasma membrane. The transcript is spliced from 4 exons. Gene Ontology annotation, molecular function: glutathione gamma-glutamate hydrolase. Gene Ontology annotation, biological process: glutathione catabolic process. NCBI's taxonomy places the organism in Eukaryota, Metazoa, Chordata, Actinopteri, Clupeiformes, Clupeidae.